AUGGACUCUUCUCCCUCCCCGAUCACUCCGGCGUACAACUAUUUGGACAACAAUGUCCUGCCCUACGAAGCCUUACUCCGCCAGGACAUGGUCGGUCCUCUCCCUUCACCCUCCACCAUCACUCCAUUUCUGGAACAGCAGCUGUUGAUUUCCCCGAACAUGCCGGAUCAGUUUUCAUCCAAGCAGAUGCCUUCCAUCAUGUCCAAUCACUAUCCUUUGAUUCCGGCGCCUCUUCAUCCCAGCCUCGCCCAUCUGCCGCCGGCCACAUCGGCCAAUAGUGCCUCUGGCAUUGCUCCAGUCGCCUCGGCUCCCCAACCCAACCUGCAGACCAAAAUCGCUUCUCCCGCCACCACCACCAGCACGGGAACCACGCCGAAAAAGAACAAAUACCCGUGUCCCUAUGCCCAAUCACACAAUUGCCAAGCUACUUUUACCACUUCGGGUCACGCAGCACGUCAUGGGAAGAAACACACAGGCGAAAAGGGCGUACAUUGCCCCAUCUGCAACAAGGCCUUCACCCGCAAGGACAACAUGAAGCAGCACGAACGCACCCACAAGAAUUCGAUUGCGGGAAGCAACGGCGAGGACUCGGCGCGACGGAGCAAGGCUGCCAUCACCAAAGACGCACAGAAGGUCAAGCAGACAAACAGGGCGGAAACCAUGGUUUCCAACGCGAGUCGCCGAUCCAGCAUGAUUCACUCGCCUUUGUCCGAAGGCACUUCCCUUGCGCCCACAGCCAUUGAGACCCCUCUCAACGUGGAAGAGAACAACUAUUACUCGGAACAUUCUCAGAUGCUCAUGCCGAUGCAACCGAUGCAGGAUGGCGUGUCGCCAAACUCGCUUUAUCCUUCACUGAGCGAUGAAAUGCUUCUUGCCAAUAACGCCAACCUUCAACAACCCUCCCCCACCAAGAUGAAUGGUAAUGGCCUUGGCAACGAUGGUCUGAUGCCGCCGACACUGGUCCGCGGGUUUUCCGACCUAGAUACACUGGCGCAGGCCGCCGAAAGCUUUGAUCCUUAUUACCAACAGGGCAUGUAA
Molecule: messenger RNA, 1038 nt
Organism: Capronia coronata CBS 617.96
Lineage: Eukaryota; Fungi; Ascomycota; Eurotiomycetes; Chaetothyriales; Herpotrichiellaceae
Exons: 1
Coding region: 1-1038 (345 amino acids)
Biological process (GO): regulation of transcription by RNA polymerase II
Cellular component (GO): chromatin
Molecular function (GO): DNA-binding transcription factor activity, RNA polymerase II-specific; RNA polymerase II cis-regulatory region sequence-specific DNA binding
Source: RefSeq, a predicted model, not a curated record